Messenger RNA from Felis catus (domestic cat), 10707 nucleotides. It is a transcript of the gene TENM2, whose product is annotated as teneurin transmembrane protein 2. Gene Ontology annotation, biological process: heterophilic cell-cell adhesion; signal transduction; neuron development. Gene Ontology annotation, cellular component: membrane; neuron projection. Bases 1595 to 9328 code for a protein of 2577 amino acids. The record is from RefSeq and is a predicted model, not a curated record. The transcript is spliced from 29 exons. Gene Ontology annotation, molecular function: protein heterodimerization activity; protein homodimerization activity; calcium ion binding. Lineage: Eukaryota; Metazoa; Chordata; Mammalia; Carnivora; Felidae.
AUUUCUUUUCGACUUUAUUUUUAAAAUGGAACCUACUUUAAAAUGGUACGGGAAGGCAGAAGGACGCAGUAAAAGUCUAUGGAAAUAGUGACUCGAAAACUCUGUUCCAGGACUCAAGAAGGCAAGCCUGUUGUCACAUUUGGAGGGAAACCAGAAAGAAUUUAGGCUUUCACUUUCCUAAUAGCCUCUUUUCCAACACCUUUCCUUCAAACAUCUCGCCCUCCCUUCUAUUUUGCCUUUAUUAAUAAAACUAAUAGAGAGAAACCACCUUUCAAACUUUAACCAGGCAACAUAGCUUUUGCAAGUGCUAAUAUUUUUGGUGUGGGCUUUUUCUUUUAAAGACAAUUAUCAAGACGAAGCAUUUGUUUCUUCUUUUGUUUACCCAUGGCAGUUUGUCAGCAGUUAUGAUAAGUAGAGUUCCAUCUGCCAGUAAAACUACGUUGCAAAUUGCCAUAGAAAUUAGCAGCUUUCAUUUUUGACUACAUAAAUAAAUAUGUGAAAUAAAUUGCACAUAAAUGCAUCCUAAAAAUCACAGGUACACCGCACAGUUAAAUACCAAUCAGACAAAACCAGAGACACAUUGCGAUUAUCUCAGUUUUCAAACCUGGAGGAUACACGAAUGUGUUUCUAAAUGAGAGAGGCAGGGUAUCAUGCUCGCUGAGAUAAAAACAGAAGCCGCCAGACACUGCACUGUGGCUUUAUUCUCAGAAUCCUUUGCCUGAAACCCGCUCUGUCUUUUCUCCGUGUUCGCUCCCUCUCUCUGUCUGUCUCUUUCUCUGUGUGUGUCUUUCUCCUUCUCUCCCUCUCUCUGCCUUCUUUCCCUCUCUCCCUCUCUCCCUCUCUCCUCACUGGCUUUUCCCUCGUUCAUUGUUCUCUCUCUCCUCCUGCCUUUGAUGCACAUACGUUGUCACAUUCCAUUGACUCUCUCCUCUUCUCUGUUCUUACACUCAAGCCUAGCGGUGCUUCCGCCAGGCAGCGGCAGCCUCUCCUGCGAGUUUUAGUCAUGUGUGCAGCUCAGUUUGAUCGAGCGUUCCUUUUCUGCCUUUUCACUCUUACAAAAGAUUAAAAGGUGGCGUCACAUUGCUCCCCUGUUCCUUCCCGCAGGAGGGACUUAAAAGGGACAACAAAAACUAAUCACUUUCAAUAAGCAUUUUCUUGCUAGGGAAAAGGAAAAAAAAAAAAAGAAAAGAAAAGAAAGAAAAGAAAGAAAGAAAGGGAGAAAAAAAAAAGGCAGGGGGGUGGAUUUAGCGGUGUAAUUGGAGACCGGUGGUGAGGAUUGGGGCGAGCUAGAGAUGUUGCACGCUGCUAACAAGGGAAGGAAGCCUUCAGCUGAGACAGACCAUCUAAUGGCAUUUUGUGGGUGCAGCACGUGAAUCCAAUUUUACGAGUACACAUCAGGAGCUGCUGAAUUUUGGGGAGUGGAGACCAAACAGACGAUGGGUCUCAUCAGACUUCAUCACGGAGAGAUAGUCAACAGAAGUUCUGAAGGAAGACCCCUCUUACAGGUCGUCCCAUUCCACCUACAUCCUCGUCUAGCCUCCUCCCAUCUGCUCAGCUGCCUAGCUCCCAUAAUCCUCCACCAGUUAGCUGCCAGAUGCCAUUGCUAGACAGCAACACCUCCCAUCAAAUCAUGGACACCAACCCUGAUGAGGAGUUCUCCCCCAAUUCAUACCUGCUCAGAGCAUGCUCAGGGCCCCAGCAAGCCUCCAGCAGUGGUCCUCCAAACCACCACAGCCAAUCGACUCUGAGGCCCCCUCUGCCUCCCCCUCACAACCACACUCUGUCCCAUCACCACUCGUCUGCCAACUCCCUCAACAGGAACUCACUGACCAACCGGCGGAGCCAGAUCCACGCCCCAGCUCCUGCACCCAAUGACCUGGCCACCACACCGGAGUCCGUUCAGCUCCAGGACAGCUGGGUGCUAAACAGCAACGUGCCACUGGAGACUAGGCACUUUCUCUUUAAAACCUCCUCGGGAAGCACACCCCUGUUUAGCAGCUCUUCUCCGGGAUACCCUUUGACCUCAGGAACCGUUUACACGCCACCACCCCGCCUGCUGCCCCGGAAUACCUUCUCCAGGAAGGCCUUCAAGCUGAAGAAGCCCUCCAAAUACUGCAGCUGGAAAUGUGCCGCCCUGUCCGCCAUCGCCGCAGCCCUCCUUUUGGCGAUUCUGCUGGCAUACUUCAUAGCAAUGCAUCUGCUCGGACUCAAUUGGCAACUGCAGCCGGCAGAUGGACACACCUUUAACAAUGGGAUAAGGACCGGCCUACCAGGAAGCGAUGAUGUGGCAACAAUGCCAUCUGGAGGCAAAGUGCCCUGGUCAUUGAAAAACAGCAGCAUAGACAGUGGUGAAGCAGAAGUUGGUCGACGGGUGACCCAAGAAGUCCCACCAGGCGUGUUUUGGAGAUCACAGAUUCACAUCAGUCAACCCCAGUUCUUAAAGUUCAAUAUCUCCCUUGGGAAGGAUGCUCUCUUCGGUGUUUACAUAAGAAGAGGACUUCCACCAUCCCAUGCCCAGUAUGACUUCAUGGAACGUCUGGAUGGGAAGGAGAAGUGGAGUGUGGUUGAGUCACCCAGGGAACGCCGGAGCAUACAGACCCUCGUUCAAAAUGAAGCCGUGUUUGUACAGUACCUGGAUGUGGGCCUGUGGCACUUGGCCUUCUACAAUGAUGGCAAAGACAAAGAGAUGGUUUCCUUCAACACUGUUGUCUUAGAUUCAGUGCAAGACUGUCCACGUAACUGCCACGGGAAUGGUGAAUGUGUGUCCGGGCUGUGUCACUGCUUCCCAGGAUUUCUAGGAGCAGACUGUGCUAAAGCUGCCUGCCCCGUCCUGUGCAGUGGAAACGGACAAUAUUCCAAAGGGACGUGCCAGUGCUACAGCGGCUGGAAAGGCGCAGAGUGUGAUGUGCCCAUGAAUCAGUGCAUCGAUCCUUCCUGCGGGGGCCAUGGCUCCUGCAUUGAUGGGAACUGUGUGUGCUCCGCUGGCCACAAAGGCGAGCACUGUGAGGAAGUUGAUUGCUUGGAUCCCACCUGUUCCAGCCAUGGGGUCUGUGUAAAUGGAGAAUGCCUUUGCAGCCCUGGCUGGGGUGGUCUAAACUGUGAGCUGGCAAGAGUCCAGUGCCCAGACCAGUGCAGUGGGCAUGGCACUUACGUCCCCGACACAGGUCUCUGCAGCUGUGAUCCCAACUGGAUGGGUCCCGACUGCUCUGUUGAAGUGUGCUCAGUAGACUGUGGCACUCACGGCGUCUGCAUCGGGGGAGCCUGCCGCUGUGAAGAGGGCUGGACAGGCGCAGCUUGUGACCAGCGCGUGUGCCACCCCCGCUGCAUUGAGCACGGGACCUGUAAAGAUGGCAAAUGUGAAUGCCGAGAGGGCUGGAAUGGUGAACACUGCACCAUUGGUAGGCAAACGGCAGGCACCGAAACAGAUGGCUGCCCUGAUUUGUGCAACGGCAACGGGAGAUGCACGCUGGGUCAGAACAGCUGGCAGUGUGUCUGCCAGACCGGCUGGAGAGGGCCCGGAUGCAACGUUGCCAUGGAAACCUCCUGUGCUGAUAACAAGGAUAAUGAGGGAGAUGGCCUGGUGGAUUGCCUGGACCCUGACUGCUGCCUGCAGUCCGCCUGUCAGAAUAGCCUGCUCUGCCGAGGGUCCCGGGACCCCCUGGACAUCAUUCAGCAGGGCCAGACAGACUCACCUGCCGUGAAGUCCUUCUAUGACCGCAUCAAGCUCUUGGCAGGCAAAGACAGCACCCACAUCAUUCCUGGAGACAACCCCUUCAAUAGCAGCUUGGUUUCUCUCAUUCGAGGCCAAGUAGUAACUACAGAUGGGACUCCUCUGGUUGGUGUGAAUGUGUCUUUUGUCAAGUACCCAAAAUAUGGCUACACCAUCACCCGCCAAGAUGGCACGUUUGACCUGAUUGCCAAUGGGGGUGCCUCCUUGACCCUGCACUUCGAGCGAGCCCCAUUCAUGAGCCAGGAGCGCACCGUGUGGCUGCCAUGGAAUAGCUUUUACGCCAUGGACACCCUGGUAAUGAAGACUGAGGAGAACUCCAUCCCCAGCUGUGACCUCAGUGGCUUUGUCCGACCAGAUCCAAUCAUCAUCUCCUCCCCGCUGUCCACUUUCUUCAGCGCCGCCCCUGGGCAGAAUCCCAUCGUGCCUGAGACCCAGGUUCUUCAUGAAGAAAUUGAGCUCCCUGGUUCCACUGUGAAGCUUCGCUACCUGAGCUCCAGGACCGCAGGCUAUAAGUCUCUGUUGAAGAUCACCAUGACCCAGUCCACGGUGCCCCUGAAUCUUAUCAAGGUUCAUCUGAUGGUAGCUGUAGAGGGGCACCUCUUCCAGAAGUCAUUCCAGGCCUCUCCCAACCUGGCCUACACCUUCAUCUGGGAUAAGACAGAUGCAUAUGGCCAAAGGGUUUACGGACUCUCUGAUGCUGUUGUAUCUGUUGGGUUUGAAUAUGAGACCUGCCCCAGUCUAAUACUGUGGGAGAAAAGGACAGCCCUCCUUCAAGGAUUCGAGCUAGACCCUUCCAACCUCGGUGGCUGGUCCCUGGACAAACAUCACAUUCUCAAUGUUAAAAGUGGAAUCCUACACAAGGGCACCGGGGAGAACCAGUUCCUGACCCAGCAGCCUGCCAUCAUCACCAGCAUUAUGGGCAAUGGCCGCCGACGAAGCAUUUCCUGUCCUAGUUGCAAUGGCCUUGCCGAAGGCAACAAGCUACUGGCCCCAGUAGCUCUGGCCGUUGGAAUUGAUGGGAGCCUCUUCGUUGGAGACUUCAAUUACAUCCGGCGCAUUUUUCCUUCUCGAAAUGUGACCAGCAUUUUGGAGUUACGAAAUAAAGAGUUUAAACAUAGCAACAACCCAGCACACAAGUACUAUUUGGCAGUAGACCCUGUUUCCGGCUCUCUCUACGUGUCUGACACCAACAGUCGGCGAAUCUACCGAGUCAAGUCUCUGAGUGGAGCUAAAGACCUGGCUGGGAAUUCAGAAGUGGUGGCAGGGACUGGAGAGCAGUGCUUGCCCUUUGAUGAAGCCCGCUGUGGAGAUGGGGGGAAGGCUGUAGAUGCAACCCUGAUGAGCCCUCGAGGUAUUGCAGUGGACAAGAACGGACUCAUGUACUUUGUUGAUGCCACCAUGAUCCGGAAGGUUGACCAGAAUGGAAUCAUCUCCACUUUGCUGGGCUCCAAUGACCUCACUGCUGUCCGGCCACUGAGCUGUGACUCCAGCAUGGAUGUGGCCCAGGUUCGCCUGGAGUGGCCAACAGACCUUGCUGUCAACCCCAUGGACAACUCCUUGUAUGUUCUUGAGAACAACGUCAUCCUUCGAAUCACUGAGAAUCACCAAGUCAGCAUCAUUGCAGGACGCCCCAUGCAUUGCCAGGUUCCUGGAAUUGACUACUCACUCAGCAAACUAGCCAUUCACUCCGCUCUGGAGUCAGCCAGUGCCAUUGCUAUUUCUCACACUGGGGUCCUCUAUAUCACUGAGACAGAUGAGAAGAAGAUUAAUCGUCUACGCCAGGUAACAACAAAUGGGGAGAUCUGCCUCUUAGCUGGGGCAGCCUCAGACUGUGACUGCAAAAAUGAUGUCAAUUGCAACUGCUACUCAGGAGACGAUGCCUAUGCGACUGAUGCCAUCUUGAAUUCCCCAUCAUCCUUAGCUGUAGCUCCAGAUGGUACCAUCUACAUCGCAGAUCUUGGAAAUAUUCGGAUUAGGGCGGUCAGCAAAAACAAGCCUGUUCUUAAUGCUUUCAACCAGUAUGAGGCUGCAUCCCCCGGAGAACAGGAGUUGUAUGUUUUCAAUGCUGAUGGCAUCCACCAGUACACCGUGAGCCUGGUGACAGGGGAGUACCUGUACAAUUUCACAUAUAGUGCUGACAAUGAUGUCACCGAAUUGAUUGACAAUAAUGGGAAUUCCCUAAAGAUCCGUCGGGACAGUAGUGGCAUGCCCCGCCACCUGCUCAUGCCUGACAACCAGAUCAUCACCCUCACCGUGGGCACCAAUGGAGGUCUCAAAGUCGUGUCCACACAGAAUCUGGAGCUUGGCCUCAUGACCUACGAUGGGAACACUGGCCUCCUAGCCACCAAGAGUGAUGAAACAGGAUGGACAACUUUCUAUGACUAUGACCACGAGGGCCGCCUGACCAAUGUGACACGCCCCACAGGGGUGGUGACCAGUUUGCACCGGGAAAUGGAGAAAUCCAUCACCAUUGACAUUGAGAACUCCAACCGUGAUGAUGAUGUCACUGUCAUUACCAAUCUGUCUUCAGUGGAGGCCUCCUACACGGUGGUACAAGAUCAAGUGCGGAACAGCUACCAGCUCUGUAAUAACGGUACCCUGAGGGUGAUGUAUGCCAAUGGAAUGGGUGUCAGCUUCCACAGUGAGCCCCAUGUCCUAGCAGGUACCAUCACCCCCACCAUUGGGCGCUGCAACAUCUCCCUGCCCAUGGAGAAUGGCCUAAAUUCCAUUGAGUGGCGCCUAAGAAAGGAACAGAUUAAAGGCAAAGUCACCAUCUUUGGCAGGAAGCUCCGGGUCCAUGGAAGAAAUCUCUUGUCCAUUGAUUAUGACCGGAAUAUUCGGACAGAAAAGAUCUAUGAUGAUCACCGGAAGUUCACUCUGAGGAUCAUUUAUGACCAGGUGGGGCGCCCAUUCCUCUGGCUCCCCAGUAGUGGGUUGGCAGCAGUCAAUGUCUCAUACUUCUUCAAUGGGCGCUUGGCUGGCCUUCAGCGUGGAGCCAUGAGUGAAAGGACAGACAUUGACAAGCAGGGACGAAUUGUGUCCCGCAUGUUUGCUGAUGGGAAAGUGUGGAGCUACUCCUACCUUGAUAAGUCUAUGGUCCUCCUGCUUCAGAGUCAGCGUCAGUACAUAUUUGAGUAUGACUCCUCCGACCGUCUCCACGCCGUCACCAUGCCCAGUGUCGCCCGGCACAGCAUGUCCACCCAUACCUCCAUUGGCUACAUCCGCAACAUUUAUAAUCCCCCUGAAAGCAAUGCUUCAGUCAUUUUUGACUACAGUGAUGAUGGCCGCAUCCUCAAGACGUCCUUUUUGGGCACUGGACGUCAGGUAUUCUACAAGUAUGGGAAACUCUCCAAGCUAUCAGAGAUUGUCUAUGACAGUACUGCUGUCACUUUUGGGUAUGAUGAGACCACUGGUGUUUUAAAAAUGGUCAGUCUCCAGAGUGGAGGUUUCUCCUGCACAAUCAGGUACCGGAAGAUUGGCCCACUUGUGGACAAGCAGAUCUACAGGUUCUCUGAGGAAGGCAUGGUCAAUGCCAGGUUUGACUACACCUAUCAUGACAACAGCUUCCGGAUUGCAAGCAUCAAGCCCGUCAUAAGUGAGACUCCCCUUCCUGUUGACCUCUACCGCUAUGAUGAAAUUUCUGGCAAGGUGGAGCAUUUUGGCAAGUUUGGAGUCAUCUAUUAUGACAUCAACCAGAUCAUCACCACUGCUGUAAUGACCCUCAGCAAACACUUUGACACCCACGGGCGGAUCAAGGAAGUCCAGUAUGAGAUGUUUCGGUCCCUUAUGUACUGGAUGACGGUGCAGUAUGACAGUAUGGGAAGGGUGAUAAAGAGGGAGCUAAAACUGGGGCCCUAUGCUAACACCACAAAGUAUACCUAUGACUAUGAUGGAGAUGGGCAGCUCCAGAGUGUGGCUGUCAAUGACCGCCCAACCUGGCGCUAUAGCUAUGACCUCAAUGGGAACCUCCAUUUGCUGAACCCGGGAAAUAGUGUGCGCCUUAUGCCCCUGCGCUAUGAUCUCCGGGAUAGGAUAACCAGACUCGGUGAUGUGCAAUACAAAAUUGAUGAUGAUGGCUAUCUGUGCCAGAGAGGGGCUGACAUCUUUGAGUAUAACUCCAAGGGCCUCCUAACAAGAGCCUACAACAAGGCCAGUGGGUGGAGUGUCCAGUACCGCUACGAUGGUGUGGGGCGGCGGGCUUCCUACAAGACCAACCUGGGCCACCACCUGCAGUAUUUCUACUCUGACCUUCACAACCCAACCCGCAUCACCCAUGUCUAUAAUCACUCCAACUCAGAGAUAACCUCACUCUACUAUGACCUCCAAGGUCACCUCUUUGCCAUGGAGAGCAGCAGUGGGGAGGAGUACUACGUUGCCUCAGAUAACACAGGCACUCCUCUGGCUGUGUUCAGCAUCAAUGGUCUCAUGAUCAAACAACUGCAGUAUACGGCCUAUGGGGAGAUUUAUUAUGACUCUAACCCUGACUUCCAGAUGGUCAUUGGCUUCCAUGGUGGACUCUAUGAUCCCCUGACCAAGCUGGUCCACUUCACUCAGCGUGAUUAUGAUGUGCUGGCAGGACGAUGGACCUCUCCAGACUAUACCAUGUGGAAAAACGUGGGCAAGGAGCCAGCCCCCUUUAAUUUGUAUAUGUUCAAGAGCAACAAUCCUCUCAGCAAUGAGCUGGAUUUGAAGAACUACGUGACAGAUGUGAAAAGCUGGCUUGUGAUGUUUGGAUUUCAGCUUAGCAACAUAAUUCCUGGCUUCCCAAGAGCCAAAAUGUAUUUCGUGCCUCCUCCCUAUGAAUUGUCAGAGAGUCAAGCCAGUGAGAAUGGACAGCUCAUUACAGGUGUCCAGCAGACAACUGAGAGGCAUAACCAGGCCUUCAUGGCUCUGGAAGGGCAAGUUAUCUCGAAAAAGCUCCAUGCCAACAUCCGAGAGAAAGCAGGCCACUGGUUUGCCACCACCACACCCAUCAUCGGCAAAGGCGUCAUGUUUGCCAUCAAAGAAGGACAAGUGACUACCGGCGUGUCCAGCGUUGCCAGCGAGGACAGCCGCAAGGUGGCUUCCGUGCUGAACAAUGCCUAUUACCUGGACAAGAUGCACUACAGCAUUGAAGGCAAGGACACCCACUACUUUGUGAAGAUUGGCUCGGCCGACGGUGAUCUGGUCACACUGGGCACCACCAUCGGCCGCAAGGUGCUAGAGAGCGGGGUGAACGUGACCGUGUCGCAGCCCACACUGCUGGUCAACGGCAGGACUCGAAGGUUCACCAACAUUGAAUUCCAGUACUCCACGCUGCUGCUCAGUAUCCGCUACGGCCUCACCCCCGACACCCUGGACGAAGAGAAGGCCCGCGUCCUGGACCAGGCGAGACAGAGGGCCCUGGGCACUGCCUGGGCCAAGGAGCAGCAGAAAGCCAGGGAUGGGCGAGAGGGGAGCCGCCUGUGGACUGAGGGCGAGAAGCAGCAGCUCCUGAGCACGGGACGUGUGCAAGGUUAUGAGGGGUAUUACGUGCUUCCUGUAGAGCAAUACCCAGAGCUUGCAGACAGUAGCAGCAACAUCCAGUUUUUAAGACAGAAUGAGAUGGGAAAGAGGUAACAAAAUAAUCUGCUGCCAUUCCCUGUCUGGAUGGCUUGGCGGGAGUAACUGUUAUCUCCUCUCCUAAGGAGAUGAAGACCUAACAGGGGCACUAAGGCCGGGCUGCUUUAGGAUACCAAGUGGCAAGGAAGCUCACAUUUUUUGAGUUCAAAUGCUACUAUCCAAGCAAGAAGUCCCACAUCCUGAAGUAGACUAAAGCCUGGCUGAAAAUUCUGAGGAAAACAAAACAAAUGAAUGAAUGAACAAACACACAAAAUGUUUCAAGUUCCCCUAAAAUAUGACCCACUUGUUCUGGGUCUACACAGGAAAAAAAGAAAAAAAAAAAAAAAAAAAAAAAGACGCGAAAUGUCUAAAAGGAACAAGAGAACAGAAAAACAAAACAAAACACAAAAAAAAACAAAAAACAAAAAAACAAAACACGUACACACGACCGAAAAACAAAGACGUGAAGACGAGAAGGCCUCCUAUUCUAUUACCUCACUCAUCCACACGUGAGCGACGCAGACACAUCCACCAGGGCCAGCGUCACAGACCAGCUGAGGAAACCGAUUCAGACUGUUUGUUGGACAAAUACCACAGACGUUUUCGUUUCAACCAGUACAGGUGCAUUGAAAACACGACUUUGGGGGUGAUUUGUGUGUAGCGACCGGGGAGGGGGGGAUACAAGUGAAAGAGUGAGCACUGGAAAUACUUUUUAAAGAAAGAAAAAAAAAAAAACUAAAAACACACACACAAAAAAGGAAAUUACUAUCAAAAAAUCAAAGCGAGAUAAUACCGUUCAGCACUUAACUCUCAGGUCCCAACUUAGUCCGGCCUGAGUUAAUUUAUUUGAGCGCAGAGUGUACAAUUUAAUUCAAAAUGGUGGCUAUAAUCACUACAGAUAAAUUUCAUACUCUUUUGUCUUUGAAGAUUCCAUUGUGGACAGUAAUACGCAGUUACAGGGUGUAGUCUGUUUAGAUUCCGUAGUUCGUGGGUAUCAGUUGCAGUAGAGGUGUGGCAUUGUGACACUCUUGCUAAUGGGCACCACUUCAGAUCACCCUGUACAUACAUAAGCCUCAAGGCACAAUCACCGUUUCAGAUUUUAAAUUAUUAGUGUGUUUGUUUGGUCCAGAAACUGAGACAAUCACAUGACAGUCACCACGAGGAGAGAAAAUAAAAAAUUAAAAAAAAAAAACACAAAAAAUAAAAAAUAAAAAAAAAAGUCUAAUAAGAACUUUGGUACAGGAACUUUUUUGUAAUAUACAUGUAUGAAUUGUUCAUCGAGUUUUUAUAUUAAUUUUAAUUUGCUGCUAAGCAAAGACUAGGGACAGGCAAAGAUAAUUUAUGGCAAAGUGUUUAAAUUGUUUAUACAUAAAUAAAGUCUCUAAAACUCCUGUGGA